Messenger RNA from Rotaria socialis, 537 nucleotides. NCBI's taxonomy places the organism in Eukaryota, Metazoa, Rotifera, Eurotatoria, Philodinida, Philodinidae. The record is from the annotation of a GenBank genome assembly.
AUGCUUCAAGUAGUCAAUGAUGGCACGUCGAUAAUCGAUUAUGCAAAAUCGAUCGAUAUUUUAAAAGCGUUGCAUAUGCUCAAACGAGCUUGGUUUCUCUUUUCGCCCGCUACGAUCGAAAACUGUUUUCGAAAAGCCGGUUUUCCGGUUAUCGACAAAAUUAGCAACGUGAACGAAAUGCAGAUGGUUUUGGAUGUGUCGGAAUUCUGUGAAGCCAUACAAGAAGAAGAUUUCGAGGCGUUCGUCGAUUGUGAUAAGGAAGCGGAAUGUUUUGGAAAUCUCACGGAUGACGAAAUUUCCGAUUCAGUGAAACUAUAUCGACAAGGGAUAGCCGGUUUAGAAGAAGAAGCCGGAAUUUCUUAUGAAUCGAUACCAGGUGUCUCUCAUAAAGAUGCACCGAUGCAUCUUUCGAUGGUUCGCAAGUAUUUGGAAGAGAAUUUUACAGAGUAUAAUUCAUAUUAUGAUAUCGAAGAAAUGAUCGAAAAGAACGCUUUAAUUAAUCGUACUCAAAGUAAAAUUACGGAUUUCUUUAAGUAA